Molecule: messenger RNA, 1122 nt
Organism: Aureobasidium subglaciale EXF-2481
Lineage: Eukaryota; Fungi; Ascomycota; Dothideomycetes; Dothideales; Saccotheciaceae
Exons: 3
Coding region: 1-1122 (373 amino acids)
Source: RefSeq, a predicted model, not a curated record
AUGACUGUCGCAAGGGAAACACCGCACAGAGCAUCCGUUUCUGGCAGCCUGCCGUCACGCAACUCUUACUCUCGCUCCCACAAUGCCCCUCCGAUGCUCGGCUCAUCCUACAACCCCACUCACCGUGUUACCCGCCGCAAGAGCACUACCCUGAGUGCAGCAGCCAGCGCCCAGGCAAUUUCCCAAGCCAUCAACAUCGACCCAUCUCAGGCUGCUCGCAGAUCUGUCUCUUCUCGCAACGCUCUCGGCUCCGUCAGCCAGGCCAGCUACCCUUCGCCUCCAAGCAGCCUGCCCCAAGGCGAGAAGAGCGCUGACGACAAGAAGAUCAAGGCUCGUCGUGGAAGCGAUGGGUCCGUCUUGACAAAGAAGAAGUCGGCUUCCGGUGAACUCAAGUGCGAGACUUGCGGCAAGGGCUACAAGCACAGCAGUUGUUUGACGAAACAUCUCUGGGAACACACUCCAGAGUGGCAGUACACUUCCAAGCUCCUCAUCUCCAAGCAUCAGCAAGUCCAACUGUUAGAAGCCGCUUCUGUCCUUGUUGCCAUGAACGUAGAUGCCCCUGCUGGAGACGGCAAGCUCAGCGACAGCGACAACUCUUCUGCCUCGCCAGCUGCUUCAGGCUCCGACUCUAGAGAAGACGAUAUCAGCUCUGCCGAGACGACGCCACCUCCUCAUGGCGAGCAAUCGUUUGGACACACCAAGCGCUACAGCAACGCCAGCAGCUUUGUUUCGCGCUCUUACCAGUCCGAGUUUUCCACCAUCCCCGAGUCUUCUCACGUCCGUCAUUGGAGUACCUCCAGCAGUAGACCCAUCACUGCAGCCAGCUCCCUUGCUCAGAGCUACCCUGAUGAGGACCAGGCGGAUCUCGCCGCGGCAGUCGGCUUACUCAGCUGCAGCUAUGGCACCCCCACCUAUGGCCCUACUAGCCUCGGACAAGACGUACCUCCAGUCCCUCCUCUUCCUGCGAGAUACCAGAACUCAUACCAGCCAAGCUCCUUGGCAAACGCCCACCAGUUCCGCGAAGACGUUGACAUGGAAGAGGAAUCCAACUCGGACGAUGACGAUGAUGCCAGCAGAGUCGAUGAAGCCGAUGACGGUGUCUUCGGUACCAUGGAAGAGUGA